UUUUGAUUCUCAUUCGUAUCGCGCGUGCCGUUCAUCAGAAAACGGACCGGAUGGUCAGUGCAGUGCUCACGUAAUUUCGCGAGUGUCUUUCGUUCGCGGGUUUCUAAAUUUUUUUUGGCAAGCAAGUAAACGAAUCCGGAUUCUAACGGAUUGACGGAAGUGUGUGUACUGGAAUGGGCGGCGUCGAUACCAGCAGGUGGAAACCAAGACGAGUCCACGGAACUGUAAUCAACAAAACCCGGAACAAGUUUGCUUGGGCUGUGAUUGCCGUUGGCAGUCUCAGCUUCGGGGCGUUUUACUCGAUAAUCCGGUACAUUGGCGGUGAAGAUCUGCAACAACGUAUGAAAAGGGAUUUCUUUACACAGACUGAAGAGGAGAUUGAUCGGAAGAAUUUGAUGCGACACUCUCUGUUGGCACCAAAACGAGGGGACAGUAUACGGAAAAUUCUGGAACAACAGAAGAUCGAUAACAGUGAGAAGUAGAAAAAGUCGAUCAUCAUGCCUAAGAUUAAGUAUCCUAAGUUACGUUUAUCGAAACCGUCGACUUCCGGUUCCAGUGGGAGUAGUAGCAGCAGUAUCACUAGCGUCGUUGUUCCCUUGGAAAAUGGGUAAAAUGCUUUUAUUAUAAUUACAGUUGAAACAUUGUAGUUGAUUUAGCACUCAUAGUAAUAAAUUCG
Uranotaenia lowii is the source of this 676-nucleotide messenger RNA. RefSeq lists its product as uncharacterized. The coding region runs from base 174 to 482 and encodes 102 amino acids. The transcript is spliced from 2 exons. Lineage: Eukaryota; Metazoa; Arthropoda; Insecta; Diptera; Culicidae. The record is from RefSeq and is a predicted model, not a curated record.